Messenger RNA from Capsella rubella, 2782 nucleotides. RefSeq names its product pentatricopeptide repeat-containing protein At4g31070, mitochondrial. The record is from RefSeq and is a predicted model, not a curated record. Gene Ontology annotation, biological process: RNA modification. The transcript is spliced from 2 exons. Bases 40 to 1836 code for a protein of 598 amino acids. Gene Ontology annotation, molecular function: protein binding; RNA binding. NCBI's taxonomy places the organism in Eukaryota, Viridiplantae, Streptophyta, Magnoliopsida, Brassicales, Brassicaceae.
UUUUGUUAUGGCACGUUCGUUCGUAAUCGUAACAGUCUUAUGACGAGAAUUUUCUAUUCCCGCCAAAACUUGGAGCUCGGCAAUAAGCUCAAGGGAUUAGUGUCAGAACAACUCCACGAUGAAGCGUUGAGACUGUACAAGCUAGAUAUUCAUCCUUUAGGCACCAAUGGCUUCACAGCUAUUCUUCCCUCUGUCAUCAAAGCUUGCUCUUUUCAACAAGAGCCCUUCUUACUUGGCACACAGCUUCACUGCCUUUGUUUCAAGUCAGGCGCUGAUCGUGAUACCGUUAUUUCUAAUUCUCUCAUCUCUUUGUAUGCCAAAUUCUCUAGCACAUACUCCGCACAUAAGGUAUUCGAUGAAAUGCUUCAAAGAGACACCAUUAGCUACUGCUCCAUCGUCACUCGUUAUUGCCAGGAUGGGUUGUUGCCUGAAGCACUGAAUUUGCUUAAGGAGAUGUACUUUGAUGGUCUUGUUCCCAAGUCCGAGUUGGUUGCAUCUCUAUUGGCUCUCUGCACUCGCGUGGAAAGCAACAGUAAGGUAGCACGAAUGCUUCAUGCUCUUGUUCUUGUCGAUGAAAGGAUGCAGGGAUCUGUUCUCUUAUCAACAGCAUUGGUUGAUAUGUACUUCAAGUUUGAUGACCAUGCAGCGUCCUUCCAUGUGUUUGAUCAAAUGAAGGUCAAGAAUGAGGUCUCAUGGACUGCCAUGAUCUCCGGUUGUGUUGCAAAUCAUAAUUAUGAAAUGGGCAUUGAAAUGUUUCGAGCAAUGCAGAGAGAAAAAUUGAUUCCCAAUCGUGUCACAGUGUUGUCUGUUUUACCUGCAUGUGUAGAAUUGGGUUCUGGCUUAAGGCUGUUGAAGGAGAUUCAUGGAUUUUCUUUUCGUUAUGGAUUCCAUUCUGAGGAUCGGUUAACAGCGUCUCUUAUGACCAUGUACUGCAGAUGCGGUAAUGUAAGUCUCUCUAGGCUACUUUUCAGUACAUCAAAAGUGAGAGAUGUUGUAAUGUGGAGUUCAAUGAUUAGCGGCUAUGCGGAGACUGGAGAUUUCUCUGAAGCUAUGAAUCUGUUAAGUCAAAUGAGAAAAGAAGGAAGUGAACCCAACUCGGUUACUCUGUUGGCUGUUGUCUCAGCUUGCACCCAUUCGGCAUCGUUGACUUUUGCAUCUACAAUCCAUUCUCAAAUCCUGAAAUCUGGCUUCAUGUCACAUAUCUUAGUGGGAAACGCUAUCAUAGAUAUGUAUGCAAAGUGUGGCAGUCUCCGUGCAGCGCGUGAAGUGUAUUAUGAACUUAAUGAGAAAGAUCUCGUGUCAUGGAGCUCAAUGAUUAAUGCAUACGGUCUUCAUGGACAUGGUUCAGAAGCUUUAGAAAUCUUUCAAGGGAUGAUAAAAGGUGGACAUCAAGUAGAUGGAAUGGCAUUUCUUACAGUUUUAUCGGCUUGCAGCCAUGCUGGCCUAGUAGAAGAAGCUCAAACCAUAUUCACACAAGCUGGGAAAUACCACAUGCCAGUCUCAUUGGAGCAUUAUGCUUGCUAUAUCAAUCUUCUUGGCAGGUUUGGGAAGAUUGACGAUGCCUUCAAGGUCACAAUAAAUAUGCCGAUGAAACCAAGUGCAAAAAUAUGGAGUUCUCUGCUAUCUGCUUGCGAGACUCAUGGCAGACUUGAUGUUGCAGGAAAAAUUAUAGCAGACGAGCUAGUGAAAUCUGAACCUGACAAUCCAGCAAAUUACAUAUUGCUUAGCAAGGUUCACACAGAAUCUGGUAACUUUCAUGCUGCAGAAGAAGUGAGGAGGAUUAUGCAAAGUCGGCUACUGAAAAAAUGCUAUGGAUUCAGUAAAAUUGAAAUCUGAACUACAGAUUGCCGAUUACCAAGGAAAAUAGUGGCGGCCUAUAUGAAGAUUGUAUCUAAGCACUGUUCUCUUUCUGCAUUUCAAUUGCAGCAUCACUGCUGCAGAAUGUUCCAACAACUGAAGUAAUGAAUAGUUCGUAAAUAUUUGCUGAAAUAUGAUCUACAAGGAAUUCUACAUGGCCACAGAUUCUAAUCUAUGCUUCUGUUAUUGAUUGGACCUAUCUCUGAGGGAUGCCAGCAUGAUCGUUUCACGAGUUUAUGAUGUGCUCUGCUUUGCUACAUCUCCAUUUCACAAACUGAACUGAGCCUUUGCUAAGUGAUAUUUUGUUGUGAUACUUCUCUAAAUAUGGAUCUGAAAGAAAUACCAUAAAUGAAACCUGCAAAUUUUAAUGCCUCAAGGAGUACAUUAGCACACACUACCAUGCAAUAUCUUUCUUACUGAUAUUCACAGUCAGUAUUGGUGAUUAUGGAACUUGAGCAACUUAGGAAAAGCACCGCAGAACUGGAAUCCAAACGGCUUACAGAGGCUUGGUUGAGACUUUGCCAACCAAAACUGACAUAAGGGAUGUUUUUCCCAUAAACUUCGUGUGUUUAUCCAAUUUCUGUGGCCUGAUAAUAAAGAGCUCGGACCUUUCAAAAGAAGCCGGCAUGGAGAUUGUUUUAAGGUUUUGCCAUGUCAUGAUGUUGUUGAGAUGAGUGACUUGGUUGAAGAACUGACACCCAGAAAUAACAAGUAGGUUGACCGAAGCAUGAUGGGGGAAGAAGAGGAAUUUUUAUUUCCGUAGCUCAUGUUUCAAUAUCAAAAGGGACAUGGAUUAGGAAUAAAUGUUACUUUCUAUGUCCCUUUUGAUCAAGAUCAUUUUGUUGUAUUAUCACCUAUAUUUUGGUUCUUUUUCUUGGUGUUUUGAGUUUUCUCGAACUUAUCUAAUGCAAUGACAUUAUCUGCU